AUGCACUGGAAUAACAGCGCCGAAACAACGGCCGCCCUGGAGAAGUGGUGUCGCGAUGCGGUGGAGCUGAUCAAGCCUGGGAAUGGCCUGGAUUCACACCUCGACAGCCUGGACGGCCACUUCAAAGCGCUGAUGCUGUGUAAUUUCCUGACGUACAAGCAGGAGAUGGGAAAGAGUGAGAUUGUUGAUCGCGCUUGCGCGUUGCUUGCUCGACUUCCCUCUCAUCCACCGGAACUGCCAUUCGUGUAUGGAGGAGAAUGGCCUGCUGAAUAUUUGACACCACUACAGGGUAAAGAGAGUGAGUGUGAGUAUAAAUGGACAGCCCUCAAGGUCCUGUCUACACCAAGCACGAACAGCAUUCGCCUCGCGCUGUUCCUGGUAAUGAAACGCAGCGUCCCACUCAGCUUCACAGGCCACUACUCCGACACGAUAGUUAGUCUCCUGGACACCACAACCCGUCUCCUGGACGACAGUCCCAGUGAGGACGCACAGGCGUGGUUCGUUCUGCAGGCCUUUCUAUGGGCGGCAUGGCAGCACACCGUCAUGCUGCAGCUGUGGUAUGACGGGAGCAAGCAGAUGGAUGGAUACCGCUUCGACAGACACAACGAUCUCAUAGCGAAGCAGAUUCCCGCGGUGAUGCCUAGCCGGGAGACGAUUGAAAAGGCACGGCCCAACUAUAUGUGUAAGUGGGCGUUUGAGCUUCUCCGGUCCGAUCUGAGCUGUGUGCCGCAGGACUUCAGGACGUUCUUAGACAUCUUCGAACGGCGGUUUGGGGACCGUGGCCCACGAUGCAACAUUGUUCCUACUGGAGAUGCCCCAAGCCCAAGGAGGGUUUGCGACGGCAAAGCACCUGGAAACUGCCAGAGAUUCGAGUCCGAGGGCGUCCAGAUCCAGGGCGCGCACGACUUCGACUGCCCCGGCCCCGGCCCUGAUUCCCCCUGCCACUUGCUGACCUGGGACGAGCAGUCCUAUCUCAGCAUCACCGGCGGACGAGCAAGAGCCAUAUCCCUAGAGGACACCGACGACAAGCACAUCCGUUACACCCCCGCCACCAAGGACACCCUGGCCGUCUCGCACGUCUGGAGCCACGGCCAGGGCGGCCGGCCAGAGACCGGCUUCAACAGCUGCCUGCACGCCAGAUACAGCGCCCUGGCCAGAUCUUUACAGUGCACGUCAUACUGGAUGGACUCCCCCUGCGUGCCAACAGACCGCACCCUACGCGCCGAAUGUCUCGGCCAAAUCAACGCCAUCUUCGAAAGCAGCAAAGUCACCCUCCUCGCAGACCGCGACAUCAUGGAGAUAGAUAUCCUCCCACAAACCCUCGAAGCAAAGGAAUCCAUCCUCGCUGCCCUGCUCGUUUGCGACUGGAACGUGCGCGCCUGGACCCUGCUUGAGGGAAUGCGCGGGCGUGCAAGACUUCACAUCCUCUGCAGAGAUAACAACGUCAUCUCCCUCGUCGAUGUCCUCAACGCCGUCCUAAACCAGAGCUGUCUAUCCCUCGUCUCGCCAUGUCUCGCUGCACAGCACUACGCGCCUAUCCAGCCAUCCUUUCCCCCCGACGACCCUGCGGGUGUAUCAAUCGAACAAGCAACCUGCCUCCUCAACCACCGCCACGCGACAAAAGACCGCGACGUCCCCAUGAUCUGGGCCCUAGUCGCCGGCUCAGCAACCGUCAUCAAAGCCGCGGAUGAGUUCUGGGGCCAGAAAAUAGGCGAGCCCGUCGCAACGGGGUUUCUUGUCUCUGGAUCCCCGCGUCUCAAAACCAGGGGGCUGGGAUGGGCGCCGGCGCGUCCGAACCUUCUCCCCCCGACAGCAACGAAGGAUGAGAAGCAGUAUCCUGCCUAUGAUGGGCAGAAUAGUCUCGCCGGGAAAAUCACAGAAACAGGCUUCAGGGCGGAAUGGCUUGGUGCUGUCCUCCGGCGACGAGGGAAGGGUCUUCCGGCUUGGAUGUUUAGUAUUGAGAAUCCCGCGCCCCCGGGGGGUCAGUUACGAGAUUACUACCGUGUGUACAAUAAAGGAGGCAGUGAGGGGAUGGACAUGAAGACGCGGCGGAAGAUUGCGCUGGUUGUGGGAAACCUGUUUAAGACCUUUCGCUGGGUUGCGCUGUUGAUGCCGUGUCUGAGAGACCGGGGGGCGAAUGGGCCGGUGGCUCCUCCCAUGCCAUUUGCAUAUCAGGGCCAGGCUGAGGGGCCGGUGGUGGUUGUUGUGGCUUCGAAUGACCAGGAGGAGUGGGAGUGGCAGUUUAUAUACGAGUGGGAGAGAGACUCCCUGCCUGAGUUUGGACUGGCGGAGUUUUUACUCGUAUAA
This is a messenger RNA of Aspergillus versicolor CBS 583.65, 2307 nucleotides long. RefSeq names its product HET domain protein. The transcript has a single exon. Lineage: Eukaryota; Fungi; Ascomycota; Eurotiomycetes; Eurotiales; Aspergillaceae. Bases 1 to 2307 code for a protein of 768 amino acids. The record is from RefSeq and is a predicted model, not a curated record.